Ilyonectria robusta is the source of this 850-nucleotide messenger RNA. RefSeq lists its product as uncharacterized. The record is from RefSeq and is a predicted model, not a curated record. The transcript has a single exon. The coding region runs from base 252 to 644 and encodes 130 amino acids. NCBI's taxonomy places the organism in Eukaryota, Fungi, Ascomycota, Sordariomycetes, Hypocreales, Nectriaceae.
GAAGGCACCCUCAUUAUUCGGGAAAACUUAAGAACUAAUUUAAUGUAGAGUCAGCCUUCGGCUGAAUAAGAGGCUAGGACGCUUCAACCCUCAGUCCUUAACCAACAUCACAAAGGGUUAACGUGUUCUAGUCAGACCACGUACCACGAAGCCCAGCUAUCUCUCUUCAGGAAAAUUUCCUCAGUCAUUACUUCAAUUCUACAUUCAUUUCUUCUCUACAAGAGCAACAAGAGCCAAUUAACCUCUUCAAAAUGAAGUUCCUCCUCCUCUCGCUUCCUCUUCUCCUCACCACAGCACUUAGUGCCUACGACCAAUCAGGCGGUGGUCAUGCCCUUGCCCGCGACGCCCGCAGUGAGAGCAAAUACCCCAUGAUUCGAAGCGACGUCGCUGGCGGAGGUGGUGGAAUGAGUGGCGUUUUCAGACUUGUGAGGAGGAAGCAUGGUGGAGGGAGUAAAAAGGGUGAAGGCAAGAAACCCGAGAAACCUGAGAAGACCAAGAAAUCCGAGAAACCUGAGAAGACGAAAACCGAGACCAAGACGCCAGAGAAAACGAAGACUAAGACUAGGGGGCCUGAGAAGACGAAGACCGAGACUAGGAAGACUGGAAAAACAGACCAAGAAACCCGAGAAAACCAAAAAGGUUGAGAAGGGUGAGGGGAGUAAGAAGGGUAAAAAGGGUCACAGGAUUUAGUGGUCAUGGUGGGAAAGUCGAGAAAACCGUGUUGUCCAGGCUGCUGAUUGUAUACCAAUGAUAAUACGAAUGUUCCCACGACAAAUAUUGCCUUUGUAUUGCGCGUCUUGUCGUCGCGAGGGUCAGUCUCGCGCAGGUCCUCCAAAAUGGAGUGCUUUUG